CAGGUGGUAUCGCCCGCUCCCCGGAAACGCCGGCGCCAGAAGAACCCCGGUGUAGAGGAGCAGAGGAGCAGGUGGAGCUGGUUUGUCAGCCAAAGUGUAACAAGGGUGUCCACACGGAGGAACAGUCCACACAGUCUGUCAAGCAUCAGUAACGCUGGACAAGCUUAAUAUCUUAGAGUUGAAUGGACAAGGCAGUCAGAAGUACACAGCCCAGCUAGUGAAGCCCACUAAAGGUUCAGUGAUGCCUGUGAAGAAGAAGAGGAAGCUCCCUGAUACAGAUGAUAAUGAGCGCAAGUGUAAAAUCACAAGUUUCACCCGACCUCAGAUCAGAGGAGCGAGGCCCAUCAGCGCCGAGAAGCUGUUCUCCAACAAGAAGUGCCUGGCCUGGUUCCAGGCGUAUGCCGGCCCCGACAAGGUGGUCGGUCCAGAGGCAAUGGAGAAGUUCUGUGAGGACAUUGGUGUGGAACCAGAGAAUAUUAUCAUGUUAGUGUUAGCCUGGCAUCUAGAAGCAGCAAGUAUGGGAUUCUUCACCAAAGAGGAGUGGGUCAGGGGAAUGACGAUAUUACAGUGUGACUGCACGGAGCGGUUACAGAGCAAACUGGAUUACCUGCGCAGUGAGCUCAACGACUCUGUAGUCUUCAAAAACGUCUACAGAUACGCCUUCGACUUCGCCAGAGAUAAGGACCAGAGGAGUUUGGACAUGGACACAGCUAAAUCCAUGCUGGCUUUGCUGCUGGAGAGAACAUGGCCACUCUUCCCAGUAUUCCACCAGUUCCUGGAGCAGUCCAAAUACAAGGGGAUGAACAAGGACCAGUGGUAUAACGUUCUGGAGUUCAGCAGGACCAUCAACACAGACCUCAGUAACUACGAUGAAGACGGAGCUUGGCCAGUGCUGCUAGACGAGUUUGUGGAAUGGCAGAAAGCUUGGUCGGCAUCGUAGCAAAUGACUUCACUAUGCCAAAAAAAAAAAGGAGAAGGAGGGAGAGAAAACAAAUACCACAAAACACUGCAGGAACCUCUAUCGUUGAGGGGGGGAAAAAAACAAAACUGCAGUUUCAGAUCUCACUUUGACAGACUUUAACAAUUCACACACAAAUAUGGACGACAGAAUCAUCCCUUUGUGAGAAACAGGCCUCUCUCUCGGAGUCGACUUUUUAUAGUGUUAAUUUCGAGAAAAGAAAAUGUUCUUAGGAUAAGAAGACAAACACAAAAAAUGAACUGAGACAAGAGUUGUGGAAUUUACGUUUUCUUAAUAACUAUUUUUUCCAUUUUUUUUGUCUUGUUUAUAGAUGUUUUCACAGUAAUAAAAAGGAAAUGGAAGUAUAACGAGCCGCUUCUU
Messenger RNA from Anoplopoma fimbria (sablefish), 1339 nucleotides. RefSeq names its product DCN1, defective in cullin neddylation 1, domain containing 5 (S. cerevisiae) (gene dcun1d5). NCBI's taxonomy places the organism in Eukaryota, Metazoa, Chordata, Actinopteri, Perciformes, Anoplopomatidae. The transcript is spliced from 10 exons. Gene Ontology annotation, molecular function: ubiquitin-like protein binding; ubiquitin conjugating enzyme binding; cullin family protein binding. Bases 242 to 940 code for a protein of 232 amino acids. The record is from RefSeq and is a predicted model, not a curated record. Gene Ontology annotation, biological process: positive regulation of ubiquitin-protein transferase activity; protein neddylation. Gene Ontology annotation, cellular component: ubiquitin ligase complex.